AUGCAUCCCAGCACCCUCCUCGGCCUCCUGGCCUUCGCCAGCGCAGCCCAAGCCAUCCCCGCAAACCCUCACCAAGCCCACUCCUCCUCCUCAAUCUCCAACCUCAAGUCCAAGAUCAAGAAUGUCGUCGUCCUCUGCAUGGAGAACCGCUCCCUCGACAACCUGCUCGGCGGACAGACUCACAAGGGCUUCGAGAACCCAAUCAACAAUGGCCCCUACUGUAACCCCUACAAUGUGACUGAUCCCUCCCAGGGCCAGCACUGCACCGAGGCCCGCGACUAUAACUCCGUGACCGAUGACCCCAGCCACGCCGUCACCGGAAAUACCAUGGAGUUCUAUAGCAACUGGUCGCCUGAUAACGCCCUGAUUGCCGAGGGCAAGCUUACGCCUAACAACAAUGGUUUCAUCCACGAGCAGAUCCAUAACUAUGGCUCCGAUGCGAACAAGACCGUCCUCGCGAAGCAGGUCAUGAACUACUACACCGAGGCCGAGGUCCCGGUCCUUACCUCCUUGGUGCAGAAUUUCCUCUCGUUCAACCACUGGCACUCUGAUGUCGCGGGUCCAACGGACCCUAACCGUUUCGCUCUCGUCGCCGGCACCUCAGCCGGCCACGGCAGCAACGACGACACAUUCGGCACAUACGCCUUCACCCAGCGCUCGAUCUUCCAGCAGCUCGGCGAAACAAACCACACCUGGCUGAACUACUGGGACACGGCCGGCGGCACGGGUCCCGAAGCGCAAUGGUUCGAGUGGACAAAGGAGUCCAACAACGAAGACAAGGUGGUCGCCAUGACGCAGUUCUACACCGACGCGCUGAACGGCUCACUCCCCGAAUUCUCCUACCUCAACCCGUCGUGCUGCGGCGUCGGCACAACCUCCAUGCACGACAGCGGCCUGAUCUCCGACGGCGAGGCUUUCAUCAAGCGUGUCUACGAUUCGCUGCGUGCGGGCCCGCAGUGGAACCAGACGCUGUUUGUCCUCACCUUUGACGAGACGGGUGGUUUCCAUGACCAUGUGCCGCCGCCGUUGGCGCCGCGGCCGGAUAAUCUUACUUACACUGAGAAGGCGCCUAAUGGGGAGGAAUAUACGUAUGAGUUUAAUCGGUUGGGAGGUCGGAUUCCGACUUUCUUGAUUUCGCCGUGGAUCUCCAAGGGCUUUGUGGAGCAGAAGGGGACGAAUAAUCAGGGUGAGACCGUGUCGUACUCUGCUACUUCGGUUUUGAGGACGUUGGGGUACUUGUGGGAUUUCGCGCCGUUUAAUCCCCGUGUUGAUGGGGCGGCGUCGUUUGAUCAUUUGAUUUUGAGCACUGAGCGCCAGGAUGUGCCCAGUGCUCUUCCUAGUGCUGUCACUUUUUAA
Molecule: messenger RNA, 1356 nt
Organism: Penicillium verhagenii
Lineage: Eukaryota; Fungi; Ascomycota; Eurotiomycetes; Eurotiales; Aspergillaceae
Product: phosphoesterase superfamily protein
Exons: 2
Coding region: 1-1356 (451 amino acids)
Biological process (GO): phospholipid catabolic process
Molecular function (GO): hydrolase activity, acting on ester bonds
Source: RefSeq, a predicted model, not a curated record